Papaver somniferum (opium poppy) is the source of this 1708-nucleotide messenger RNA. Its product is annotated as probable pectate lyase 18. The transcript has 4 exons. The record is from RefSeq and is a predicted model, not a curated record. Gene Ontology annotation, molecular function: pectate lyase activity. Lineage: Eukaryota; Viridiplantae; Streptophyta; Magnoliopsida; Ranunculales; Papaveraceae. Bases 60 to 1274 code for a protein of 404 amino acids.
UUCUCACCCUCUCCCACAAACAACACACUCUCUCUCAAAUUCUUCACUCACUCUCUGAAAUGGCUUCUCUCUCUCUCCUCUUCGUCUCUCUAUCUCUCUCCUUCUUCAUCCCUACUUUCAUAUCUUCCUCACCAGUUCCUGACCCUGAAAUAGUAGUACAGGAAGUACACAGGAGUAUUAAUGCAUCAAGGAGGAAUCUUGGUUACUUGUCCUGUGGAACCGGAAACCCGAUUGAUGAUUGUUGGCGAUGCGACCAAAAUUGGGAAAAGAAUCGACAGAGAUUAGCGGAUUGUGCAAUUGGGUUCGGCAAACAAGCCAUAGGUGGAAGAGACGGACGUAUCUACGUGAUAACGGAUUCGAGUGAUCAUGAUGUAGUUAACCCAAGACCUGGUACCCUUAGACAUGCUGUUAUUCAAGAUGAACCAUUAUGGAUCAUAUUUGCCAGAGAUAUGGUUAUACAAUUGAAAGAAGAACUGAUUAUGAAUUCGUUCAAAACACUCGACGGGCGAGGUGCGAGUGUACAUAUCGCCGGUGGACCUUGUAUCACGAUUCAAUUUGUUACGAAUAUCAUUAUACAUGGGUUACAUAUCCAUGAUUGUAAGCAAGCAGGGAAUACUAAUGUGAGAGACUCGCCGCAUCAUUUUGGAUGGAGAACUUUAUCAGAUGGUGAUGGUGUUUCAAUUUUUGGUGGUAGUCACGUUUGGGUUGAUCAUAAUUCAUUAUCUAACUGUCGAGAUGGUCUUAUUGAUGCUAUCCAUGGAUCAACGGCCAUUACCAUUUCGAAUAACUACAUGACCCACCAUGAUAAGGUGAUGCUUUUAGGUCAUAGUGAUUCUUAUACGCAAGACAAAAAUAUGCAAGUUACCAUUGCUUUUAACCACUUUGGGGAAGGAUUAGUUCAAAGAAUGCCAAGAUGUAGACAUGGAUACUUUCAUGUGGUUAACAAUGACUAUACCCAUUGGGAAAUGUAUGCCAUUGGUGGAAGUGCUAACCCUACCAUCAACAGUCAAGGAAAUAGAUUCCUUGCACCGGAUAACCGCUUCAGCAAAGAGGUCACUAAGUAUGAAGAUGCACCAGAAAGUGAAUGGAAGCAUUGGAAUUGGAGGUCAGAAGGUGAUCUUUUGUUGAAUGGGGCAUUUUUCACCCCAUCAGGAGCAAGUGCAUCAUCUAGUUAUGCUAAAGCAUCAAGUUUGGGCGCAAGAUCUUCUUCUCUUGUUGGACCUCUUACUACAAAUGCUGGUGCACUAAACUGCAGGAAGGGUUCUCGUUGCUAGCUAGGCAUCAAGAUUGAUCAAAGAUAUUAUAGAGAGAGGCAAAACAAAAAAAAAAAUGUGUUUCAAAAUUUAAUGCUAAUUUACUAGAAGUGGUGAUGAAAGUCGGGGCGUGUUACCAACUAUAUAUACUCACACUGGCAAGACAAGUAAUGAAGGAAGAAGAAAGCUAAUGAAUUAGCUGGUGUUUUUAUCAGAGAUUAUAAGAAAAAAUUAGUUAGGUUUUCCAUUUUGAGUGGGGGUUUUUAUUUUGUUUGUUUGUUUGUCUAUUAUGGAUUACAACCUCUCAUGUUAAACUCUAAGAAGCAUUAAUUGUGGGUUUCUUUCUUAUUGUUAAGAAUCCUACCUGUUAAGGAUUAAUAGUAGAGUAAACAAGUGAAGAAGUGUUGAUAGAUAUUCAUAUGGUUGUUCUCUCUCUUUUUAAUGUGUUUUGGUCU